CAAAAAGAAUUUAACAAUGCAGGAAGCACCUGUCCAAUGAAAUCUGUUCUUAUUUAAUGAUUAUGAUUGGAAUGAAAUUUUUGUUGCUAAUGAUGCUUCAAAGAAAAACUUUAGGAUAAAAGUAAUUACAAAAUGGAAUCAGAAACAAGUGAAACACUAAAGAAACAAUUCCAGUUACUUCAAGAACAACAACAGAAGAAAUUACAAAGGAGGAAGCAGAAGAAAGAAGAAAAAAGUAAAGAAAAAUCAAUAGUUAAUACAUCUAAUGCCUUUGGAGUUGAUGAUGAUUUAAACCUGAAGUUAGCAGAUCCUGUACCAAAAGGCAGUGGUUAUGUAUCAGAGGAACUAGUACAACAUUUAAAUAAUCAAAUCAGGGAAGUAAAAGAUGAAAAUGGAAGAUUGUACAGACUACUGAGUGAGAAAGAUUUUGAAAUAAGAAAUUUGAAGAAGAAAAGAGAGGAAGAUGAAGCAGCUGGUGGUAAAGUAACUAAUGAAGCUGCAGCAACUAAGAUUGUAGAAUUGUCAAAAAAAGUCAGAGAACUUACAGCUGAACUUCAGUCAGAGAAAACUAAAGUUAAACAAUAUGGCAAAAAAUGUAUGGAAUUACAAAAUCAGAUUUCUAACAUCCCAGAAGAAACAAGGUCGAUGCUGGGAUCAGCUAUUAGUUUAAAUUCACAGUUGGACGAAAAAAAGGAGAAUGAGGUUGAUGUGAAAGGUUUACAGGACAAGUUAAGACACACAGAGAAUAAGAUGUCAGAGUACAGGAUACAGUGUUCUACACUCAAAAAUGAAAUCAAGAUGGCUCAAAAGGUUUUACAACAAGAAAUUGGAACAGAAAAUAUCAGCAUACAAUCCUUAAUGAAUCAGCAGAGUAGCUGGAGGGGAAGAGCACAACAAAUCAUUAGUCUACAACAAAAGGUAGAAGAAUUAAAAGGGAAGUUAGAAAACUCCAAACCCAAAGAAUAUGAUUUAGAGAGAGAAAUGUUAGGGAAUUCUUCAGCUAGGAAGAGAACUGGUGAUGACAGACAUAGAGAGCAGCUCAGGAAGAUUGACAAAGAAAAAAAGGAAGCUCAAGAGAGAGCAGCAAAUGAAUUCAAAGCCUUAGAAUCUGAUCAUGAAAAUUUAAAGAAGAAAUUAGAUGCUGCCAAGUCAAGAAAUUCUGUUUUGUCAAAAGAAAUAAAGUCAUCCAAACAGCAAAUGCAGACCAUGGUACAGAAGGGUCAACAUGAUGAUGAACUCAUUGAAGCUCUAAUGUUACAACAAGCACAGCUGCAAAAAAUGUUAGAACAGACUAGUGAAACAAAGACACUGACAGAAGUUGAUUCACGGGAGAAAGUAAAACAAAUGGAAAUGAAAAAACAGCAUGAUAAUAAUAUUGUACAGCAGCUUAAAAUCAUUGUAGCUGAAAAAGAGACAAAAGUUCAUUCUUUAGAAGAUGAAAUUAAACAGUUAAAAUUGAAUCAUUUACAGAAAGCACAGAUGGAAAAUGCUAACAUGUUGUUCCAGCCCUCUAACAGACCUCAGUCUUCUAAUGAGAAUGUAGAACUAGAAUUCAGACUGUCAUCUGUAACACCUACAGAUUCAAGAAUGAGUGAUAGACCACCAACUGUGAAUAGUAUUUUAGAUUCAGCCAGGUCUCAUUCUAGAAAAUCACUGGUUAGGGAACCUUCCUUUACUGUCAAUAAUUUAGACAAACGUGCUGUGAAUGAGCUAACUUAUCAGUGCCAGGAGUAUAAAACUCUUAUGCAGGUAGCUGAUGUAGAAAGAGAAAAACUUUCAGAGUUAGUACAGAUCUUACAAAAAAGAUCUGAUGAAAGUACACAGAAAGUAGCUGAUGUGCAAAAUGAAUUGAUAAAUCAAAGAAAAAAGAACGCCUUGUUAGAGAAACAGAUUGGGAAGUCUAAAAUAGAACAAUCCAGUAAAAGUAAAGGUGAUGGUUUACCCUCCCGAAGUAAGAAGCAGUCUGGAAGAGCUAGUAGUGUGAAUGUAGCCUCCAGUAUAAGAGAUUCUGCAGUGUUUGGUGAAAUGGAUGAAGAUGAUCUCCCACAAAAUAUGAAUCUAGAUGAGUUAGUUACUACGCUUGAAAUUCAGAAAGACGAAAUAGACUCUUUAAAAGGAACAUUGAAAAAUACUUUAAAAGCCAAGGAAGAAGACUUGAGAAUGUAUUCACAAAUGAUGGAGGAGACAAAAACAGUGUUUUUACAAGCACUGAAACAAUUUAAAGAGAAUGAUCAAGGGACAUGAUGAUGUAUUUUUUAGAUUAUUGACUUGGAAUAAUGUGCUGUUAUCUGUAUAUGAAUGGAUGCAAGUUCUGUAUUGCAAUUCAUUAGAUGUGAACAUGAAGAUACAACUAUUUAUUUAUGAAUUUAUUGAUGUUGAAUAAUGGGUGUGGACACCUGUAAGUCCACAGUUUAACUCUGUCUAGAAAAACUACAUAUUUGCUCAAAUAUACGUUUUAAAUGGUCUGUCAAAUGUCAAAAGGUGCACAACUAGUCAAGUACCAGUUACUGUUAGGAAUCUUCAGGUUUUUUUUCUUGAAAAAUAGUUUAAAAGAAAGUGUGUCUGAAAAGUAUUGCACCAAUGAUAUAAUUCUCAUUUUAUCAAUGAAAAAUGGUCUCUUAGCUUGUAAUUUUAUGUAUAUCAAUUACUCAUGAAUACAUCUGCUAAAUAAUUGAAAUUUUUCAAUAAAUUCAAAUUUGAUAUCUUCUCUUUCUCAGGUGUACAUAUGAAAAAAAAAAUGUCAAAUAAAUCAAGCAUGAUGUAAUUUACCAUUUGAUUAAGGAAUUUCCUUGUAGUUCAGUAUUUUUGUUUUUUUUUACUUUUUUCCUCAUCAGAUUGCCUUGAAUAAACAAAACAAAAAAAACAAAAAUCUACAAAUUACUGAUCUUAUAGUACUCACAGUAAAUGAAGGAUAGCUCAAAACUAUUUCAAAUAGAAAACAAACCAUGUUUUCUCAAAACUAAAAUAUCAGUCUGUACACAUCCAAAAGAUUUAGUGUAAAGACUUUAUUAUUAACAAUACGAGAAUAAAAAUUAUCACUAAAAUUCCACUAUAUAAGUACCAACUGGAUGUUAGACCAAAUAUUUGUGAAUCGUUCUGUAACGAGAUAUAAAAGAAAAAAACAAUGCAUUUCAAUGUCCUGAUAAAAUCAAGUAAAAUAGGAUUUAUGCAAAUAAGAAUAUUUGUCUGAUAUUAGAAGCAGUUUUUGCAUUGCAAAUGUUGUUAAAGAUAGUGUAAAGUGACAGUAACUGGUACCUAAUUGUCAUUGUUGAUGUGAUAGAAUUUUAAUGGAAAAUAUAGAAAGGCUUUUAUUGAUGAACUAGCCCAUUUUAAUUGUGUUAUUCAUUUUAAUCCUGCACAUGCUUUGUAGUUUUAAUUGUUAUAAUUUGUUUCAUGUGGCAGUGUUCAGGUGUAUCUAUGCACACAGAACACUUUUAUCAUGUUGAUAUAUAAAAGACUAGACCCAAAUUAGCAAAUAUAUUUGUGAAGGACAUGAAGUUGUUUACCUGCUUCAUGACUUUUCUUUUAAGUGUUUUUUAUGUUUCUCAUUAAAUAACAUGGACUUAGCUAUAUUUUAUGAUUAAAAGAAAAGAAACAUUCUUUAGACAACAAC
This is a messenger RNA of Mytilus trossulus (common blue mussel), 3613 nucleotides long. Its product is annotated as coiled-coil domain-containing protein 13-like. The transcript has 18 exons. Gene Ontology annotation, cellular component: centriolar satellite. NCBI's taxonomy places the organism in Eukaryota, Metazoa, Mollusca, Bivalvia, Mytilida, Mytilidae. Gene Ontology annotation, biological process: cytoplasmic microtubule organization; non-motile cilium assembly. The record is from RefSeq and is a predicted model, not a curated record. The coding region runs from base 133 to 2244 and encodes 703 amino acids.